GGGGCGGGCACCGCACCAGGUCGGGGGGCUCCAGGGAGCCAGCGGGCUCCAGAGACUGGUGGUUUCUGGGAUGCUGCAGCUGAGUCUGUCCUACCUGGGCCUGGGCUGGCUGCUGACCAUCUCUCCGUGGACGCUCCUGUUGCUGGCUGGAGCCUCAUGGCUUUUGGCUCGACUCCUGACCUGGACCUACGCUUUCUAUGACAACUGCUGCCGUCUUCGAUGCUUCCCACAGCCCACCAAACGGAGCUGGUUUUGGGGUCACCUGGGCCUGACGAAAAGCAACGAGGAAAGCAUGAAGCUGGUGGAGGAGCUGGGCCGCUGCUUCCGGGACGUCCACCUGUGGUGGAUUGGGCCCAUCUGCCCCAUCCUGCGGCUCGUCCACCCCAAGUUCGUGGCCCCCCUGCUCCAGGCCCCAGCUGACUUUGCCCCCAAGGAGAUGACGCUCUACAACUUCCUGGAGCCCUGGCUGGGAAAUGGACUCCUGCUGAGCGCCGGAAGCAAAUGGAGCCACCGGCGCCGCUUGCUGACCCCCGCCUUCCACUUCAACAUCCUGAAGCCAUACGUGAAGAUCUUCAACAGGAGCGUGAACACCAUGCACGCCAAGUGGCGGCGUCUGAUCGCGGAGGGCGUCACGAGUCUGGACAUGUUCGAGCACAUCAGCCUCAUGACCUUGGACAGUCUGCAGAGAUGUGUCUUCGGCUUUGACAGCAACUGCCAGGAGAGUCGCAGUGACUACAUCCAAGCCAUCUUGGAGCUGAGCACACUCGUAGUGAAACGGUACCAGCAGAUCUUCCUCCACAAGGACUUCCUGUACUACCUCACCCCCGACGGCCGGCGCUUCCGCAAAGCCUGCCGCCUGGUGCACAGCUUCACCGACAGCAUCAUCCGCGAACGGCAACGCACCCUUGCCAGCCAGGGCCCCGAGGGCUUCCUCAAGGCCAAGGCCAAGACCAGGACUUUGGACUUCAUCGAUGUACUGCUCCUGGCCAAGGAUGAGGACGGGAAGGCCCUGUCUGACCAGGACAUCCGAGCGGAGGCCGACACCUUCAUGUUUGGGGGCCACGACACCACGGCCAGCGGGCUCUCCUGGGUCCUCUACAACCUGGCCACGCACCCGCAGCACCAGGAGCGCUGCCGGCAGGAGGUGCGGGAGCUGCUGAGGGACCGCGACCCGCAGGAGGUGGAGUGGGACGACCUGGCCCGGCUGCCCUUCCUCACCAUGUGCCUCAAGGAGAGCCUGCGGCUGCACCCGCCCGUCACCGUCAUCUCCCGCCGCUGCGCGCGGGACGUGCAGCUGCCCGACGGCCGGGUCAUCCCCAGAGGGAACAUCUGCGUCAUCAGCAUCUUCGGAAUCCAUCACAACCCUUCCGUCUGGCCGGACCCCGAGGUCUACGACCCCUACCGCUUCCACCCAGAAAACGUGCAGGACAGAUGUCCGCUGGCUUUCAUGCCCUUCUCGGCAGGGCCCAGGAACUGCAUCGGGCAGACCUUCGCGCUGAGCGAGAUGAAGGUGGCGCUGGCGCUGACGCUGCUGCGCUUCCGCGUGCUGCCCGCAGGGGGCGCCGCGGGGCCCGAGCCGCGCCGGAAGCCGGAGCUCAUCCUGCGCGCCGAGGGCGGCCUGUGGCUGCGCGCGCAGCCCCUGGACUGACCCCGCCCCGCCCU
Molecule: messenger RNA, 1662 nt
Organism: Dipodomys spectabilis (banner-tailed kangaroo rat)
Lineage: Eukaryota; Metazoa; Chordata; Mammalia; Rodentia; Heteromyidae
Product: cytochrome P450 4F6-like
Exons: 13
Coding region: 71-1648 (525 amino acids)
Molecular function (GO): monooxygenase activity; heme binding; oxidoreductase activity, acting on paired donors, with incorporation or reduction of molecular oxygen
Source: RefSeq, a predicted model, not a curated record